GAGCCAUUCGUAAGCAAGAGGCGCCAACACUGUGUGACAUAUGCCGGUGCCACCACUGCCACCCCCACCUCUUCCUCCACCCCCUCCACCUCUGGGGGCUCCUCCCCCUCCACCCCCACCAGGGCCCCCGAUCAGCACAGACGCUCCCAGCUUAAAGAAGUCAGAUCUGAAAGGUCGGAGUGCACUGUUGGCUGAUAUCCAGCAAGGAACACGCCUGCGAAAAGUCACCCAGAUCAAUGACCGCAGUGCCCCACAAAUUGAGAGUCCAAAAGGAACCAGCAAAGAGGGAGGAGCUGCUGGCAGCAAUGCCCGUGGAGGAAGCACGCCCCCUGCCCUGGGAGAUCUCUUUGCUGGUGGCUUUCCUGUGUUGAGACCAGCAGGCCAGCGGGAUGUGGCAGGUGGCAAGACCGGACAGGGCCCUGGCUCCCGAGCGCCUUCUCCCCGGCUCCCCACCAAAGCCAUCAGCGGCCCCCUUCCCGCUCCUGCAUCCCCCAGGCUAGGCAAUGCCUCAGAGACACACAGCUCUGCCAGGCCAGUCCCUCCUCGCCCCAGUAUACCUGCCCCACCGCCUCCCACUACACCCCCACCCCCGCCUCCACCUCCACCUCCACCUCCACCUCCACCUCCGCCCCUCCCCGCAGCCUCCCCCAUCAAAGCCCCAUCGGUGUCCCCACCUGUCCCUCCAACCAAGGGGAAUCCGUCUGCGGUGCCAGCCCCUAUACCCUGCGUACCUCCCCUUCCGCCCCCUCCCCCGACUCCGCCCCCUCUGCCCCCAGCCUCAGCACUCAGUGAGAAGGCAGUGAGGCCCCAACUAGCCCCGCUGCACCUGCCACCCAUACCACCUCCGCUUCCUCUCCUGCCACCCUAUGGGUACCCGGCGCUCCACUCAGAGCCCAGCAGCCCUGCCCAGGAGGUGAGAGAGCCUCUAGCUCCUCCUCCACCGCCGCCGCCACCACCACCACCUCCACCACCACCGCUCCCCACCUAUGCCUCUUGCUCUCCAAGGGCCGCUGUGGCCCCGCCCCCGCCCCCGCCCCCUCCCCCGCCCCCUUUGCCAGGCUCCAGCAACAGCGGCAGCGAGACUCCUCCCCCGCUGCCCCCCAAGUCCCCCAGCUUCCAGACGCAGAAAGCCUUGCCCACACCUCCAGGUGCUCCCGGCCCUCAGAUCAUCCUGCAGAAGAAGCGUCGAGGCCCAGGAGCUGGUGGAGGAAAGCUAAACCCACCUCCAGCCCCACCUGCAAGAUCGCCCACCACCGAGCUCUCCAGCAAAAGCCAGCAGCUCGGAGGACAGCUGCGGAACGGAGGCCAGCACGUGAUUGAUGACUUCGAGUCUAAAUUCACGUUCCACUCCAUGGAAGACUUUCCCCCUCCAGACGAAUACAAACCAGGUCAGAAGAUUUACCCCAGCAAGGUCCCCAGAAGCCGCACACCUGGUUCCUGGCUCCAAGCUGAGGCAGCUGGGCAGAGCUCUGAUGACAUCAAAACCAGAAAUUCUCAGUUAUCUCUAAAGGCACUCCGGUGAGAAGAUGGUGACGUCAAGGUCCUGGGGUUCUGGACUGGACACCAGGACAACUCCUCGAGACUCUACUGUACUCAAGCUCUACUCAUUUGAAUGCAGGCUCUGAACUGAGCAUUUUUUUUUUGUAAAUAAUAAUUUGCACGAAGCCCUUAGGCACCAUGUUAGUCAACUUUCAUUUGAGUAACAUUUUAAUAUUUUUAAAACAAGCACCCUGACAUUUGUCCGUCUUGUACAGAUGGCUCCCGAUCCCGCCCUGUGGUGUCCACUGUGACUAGAACAUAUGCUUGCAGGCUGGUCCUUCGAGGAUUCUGAAACCUUUUCCAGAGCAUCCUUAGUUUUCGAGUAGUCCAACAGUCAUAACCAUCCACAACAGCUUCUUAUUGGCAUGACUCUCAUCACUCCAACCGCAAAAUCAAACCAAAUAAUGCCUUAUAAACCACGCAGCUCAGAGGAAGCAGUGUGUCCCCAGGUCCUGGUGUUGCCACUCAGCUUCCAGUGAGCGAGAAGCCAUGUCUCGCUUCCUUUUAGCAGUACAGGGACGUCAUUUUGCUGCCUAAUGUGUGUAUAUAUAUUUAUAUCCCAAGGUAAAGGCUAGAGUGGGCGUGGCCCCUCCCAUGCCUUCCGCAGGCCCCUUUUGUAACUGAAUUCUUUUACAGGUAGCCAAUGCGCUUACUGUUUACAGCAUCCCCAGCGCCCAGUCUUUACCGCUUUCCUUCAACACCUCCAUGCUCCCAGCUCCAUGCUGGUAGCCAGGGUAAAGUCAGCUUUAUGAGAUUUUGAUAUCCUCCCAUCCCUGUAGACUACGGUUGUAUAUAGCUCAUGAUUAUGAUGUUUAUUUUUACCUCAGAAGUCUCCCUCCCCAAACUCUACUCAGAGUGUAAGAUUUACAUGGAAAAUACAACAUAUAUUUAAAAAGAACAAGAACAAAAGGAGGCUGGAGAAAUAGACCCACUGGUAACGU
Messenger RNA from Rattus rattus (black rat), 2480 nucleotides. It is a transcript of the gene Wipf3, whose product is annotated as WAS/WASL interacting protein family member 3. Gene Ontology annotation, biological process: exocytosis; endocytic recycling; retrograde transport, endosome to Golgi. Bases 41 to 1522 code for a protein of 493 amino acids. Gene Ontology annotation, molecular function: gamma-tubulin binding; actin binding; alpha-tubulin binding. The transcript has 8 exons. Lineage: Eukaryota; Metazoa; Chordata; Mammalia; Rodentia; Muridae. The record is from RefSeq and is a predicted model, not a curated record. Gene Ontology annotation, cellular component: WASH complex; early endosome; recycling endosome.